This is a messenger RNA of Ilex paraguariensis (yerba mate), 471 nucleotides long. The record is from the annotation of a GenBank genome assembly. NCBI's taxonomy places the organism in Eukaryota, Viridiplantae, Streptophyta, Magnoliopsida, Aquifoliales, Aquifoliaceae.
AUGAACUGUGCAAGAAAGCAAGUGUGGACAAGAAAAGAGAAACAAGUUGACAAAGGCAAAGAGAUAGCCUCCACUGUUGAAGUUGGCAAAGAAAAGGAAAGUGACAAGGUUGAUCAAAGAACUGUUGAUAAUGGAAGCAUAAGCAACCAGAUGAUGGUCUGUGAGACUGCUAUCACUGAGCUUCAUACCACCACCCCUGCUCCUCUGAACAUUGAUGGUAUACCAAUUGGGCAACUAAGGAAAAAGCACAAGUCACCAAAUAGAGAGCAAUUCCAAGUAAACCAAAAGCUUAAACUGUUGAAGUAUGAUUUCAAGAAUUAUAACAGAGCUCAGGUUGGUGAUGUUACUGCUAGAGCUAAUGAAGCAAGAAUUGUUCUAGCCGACUGCCAGAGGAAACUUGAUGAAAAGCCCUUGGACCAUGAUCUUAGGACUCAAAGAAGGAGUUGCUUAGGACAUUCGUUGAGGCAAUAA